Gigantopelta aegis is the source of this 1452-nucleotide messenger RNA. RefSeq lists its product as uncharacterized. The record is from RefSeq and is a predicted model, not a curated record. The transcript is spliced from 6 exons. NCBI's taxonomy places the organism in Eukaryota, Metazoa, Mollusca, Gastropoda, Neomphalida, Peltospiridae. The coding region runs from base 49 to 1005 and encodes 318 amino acids.
ACGUGUUUUUCUUCUGCAGGGUAUCCCGAGACGUUCAACCAGUGCGCCAUGUUUAGGACUGGUUAUAAUGGGAGACGCUGGCUAUACUGUUGGUUUUGUACAGUACUACUAAACACAGCUACAUUUCCUCCGGUAUUCACUGCGGAAUGCAAAGUGGAACUAUCGCCUUACUAUGUCCCUCAGACGCUCGCCAGCUUUAACGAAAACGUAGGCCACAGUUCGCAUGGUGCGGUGAAUAAAACGACAGGUUUUAGCCAUCUUUGGGUGACACGGUGUCGAAUAUUCAGAGAGAAGCCGAACCCGACUCAGAAAAGUAUUCUGGUAUCUGCCACUUUAAAUGUGGAUGAAGAAAUAUUGUACAAGGGCGCGCGACUAGUGAAUCUGCUGACCAGGUUUAUUCCACAUGAUCUGUAUGACAGUGUAGCGGAAUCAAUGUCUGUGGGGAUUUACAGCGAAGGACACGAGCACCCGGAUGUGUUCCCCGAAUACAUGCCCAUAGAAGAGUGUAAAGCUACUUGUAGAGGUGACUGCAGCAAAACGUGCACGGACCGAGGUAUUCAGAUCUCUCAACAAAUCUCGUAUGACGGGAGACGGGUGGUGGUGCCUGAUGGAGACAAGGACUGCCCUUUCAGGGACCCAGUAACGAGGCUACAGAACCUUCUCGUCAAGGAGUUUGCAUCGUCCUUGUUAAAGCAUGGUUUGACGGAUACGUAUAAACGUCAGCUUGAGGAAGCACACAAAUCGGGUCUUUCCGUAUGGGUGGGCAGACCACCUGUUAACAGAUAUUUUCAACAAGCCACGCUUUCCUGGUUCCAAGCCACAAAGCUGUCGCCAAGAGUAACAUAUGGAAUGAAUAGAUGUUCUGGGGGAGUGAUCUGUUAUGAUGAGCAGUCUUCGAGACAAAACAUGAAAGAAACCGAUGCCCUGCUGUACAGUGUACUGAACGCGAUAUUCAACAAUAAAAACAGUUACCUUAUUGGUGGUAUCACACUCUGUGAGUGGUGAAAUACGAACAUAUAUUACACAUGUCGACUGAAAUGGGGUUUUUUGUUGUGUUUUUGUGCGGGGUUUUUUGGGUUUUUUUUUUAUCCCAGUGCCCCCUUUCCUUUCUCUCCUUUGAAUUCCAUCUCAUUUCUUCCCGAUCUGGCAACUCCUCCUAUCUUUCAACUUCUUUCGCUGUCCAUCUCCACAUCCCAGUCCUUGUCUCUCCAACCGCGACAGGUGCUUGUCUUUUGUAGCUAUCUGUGGCACACGCCUGUUCUCCUUCAGCUUUUAGCUGUAGGCUUAGUCUGACCACUUCGGGGAGUGUUCAGUAGUUACUUCUGGCAUUUUUAAGAGGCACUUGUAACCACCUACUAUGCACCCCUACUACCGGCGGUCGUUUCGACUGAAAUGUUAGUUAUUAUGUGUACGAUGGUUUCGUUGAUAAUACCACUAAAUGAUUAAAAGUAA